Messenger RNA from Thamnophis elegans (Western terrestrial garter snake), 3571 nucleotides. RefSeq names its product zinc finger protein 408 (gene ZNF408). Lineage: Eukaryota; Metazoa; Chordata; Lepidosauria; Squamata; Natricidae. The transcript has 6 exons. Gene Ontology annotation, cellular component: nucleus. Bases 121 to 1833 code for a protein of 570 amino acids. The record is from RefSeq and is a predicted model, not a curated record. Gene Ontology annotation, biological process: neurogenesis.
AUAGAAACCCCUUUCCUCCCGCGCUUAACGUCAGGCGUGUGAAAGGAAUACUUGCCCGGGUGCAAACCGAGGCUCGUGGAGUGGGCCGUUCCGCUUCCUAAUAGGGUCAACCUUCUGAAUAUGCACAGCAAGUUUCCCUUCUGCCCGGCGUGGCACCUUCCUCGGGGACUGGCCCUGGGACCGUCGCUGUCCUCGGAGAAGGGUCUGGGAGUAUGGUGUGUGGGGCACGCUCUGGAGCCGGGAAUGUCGCUACUUCUUGGGCCGCAGGUCGAAGAACAAAAGGCGGCCGCUUCCUUGUCGGCAUGUCCAUUAGCCAGCUGGAAAGAGGCAUCUGCUUGCAAUGGAAUAUCCAGCUGGAGGAGCCUGGUGAAGCAAAGCCGUGUUGAAGAUGAAGCCAAUGUAAUAUUAGAAUGGAUCAACGGGGAACUGCACAUCAAAGUCUGCUGUCCUGUUGAUGUGGGCAGUGAACUGCUAUGCUGGUUAACUGAAUCACAGGACAGUCCUACUUGUCUGAAAAAUAAUAUCCUAGCUCAUACCUCAGAUGGGGAACUUGAUACAGAAAAGAAAACACUGCAAAAAAUGCCAGCAAUAACCACAACCAAGACCAGAGAUUUAGAAGAUGAAACUUUGCUGCAAAAAGAUGAUAUUGUCCAGGAUUCCUCUGCAGGUAUUGCUGGUAUGUCCAAGUUUGCAGAGUUGAAGGACAGAGCCUGUUGCGUUUCUAUGUUGAAUAAGAAGCUACAGAUGGAACAGAUUCUUGGAUUAGAUGUCAAUCUCAAGAAAAACAGUAGAACUUCUUCCUUGCAAAUUGAACAAUUGAAUACCAAAAUAAAGAGUAGAAAUAAUAAACUUUUAAAUAAACAUCCUGUUUCCAAGGAUGAUGAAGGCAAAGAACAUUCUCAGGAACAGCAGAUGGCUGAGAAAAAGUUGGCUACAACAUUGACUGAAAUCUGUUCAAACCCAACACCACGCAGUGUAGUUUGCAUCAGUGCCAUUUUGACUGAUAAUGUAGAGCCAUUAAGGAAAGAAUCCUGUGCUGAAAGAAUUCCGAAUGGAUAUCUUCCAAGUAGACCCAAAGACAGGGCAGAAAAUCCUAGACAAGAGGAACAGUCAAAUAGAUACAAGCCUGAUGAUUCCGCUCACACGGAAUCAAGCACUAAAAGACAACACAGGUGUAAAGAGUGUGGGAAAGCCUUCCUUCAGCUCUGCCACCUGAAAAAACAUCAUUUUGUGCACACUGGUCACAAACCAUUCUUGUGCACAGAAUGUGGCAAGAACUAUAGUUCAGAAGAGAGUUUCAGAGCGCAUGUGCUGGGACACAGCGGGGUACGACCUUUUCCCUGCCCACAGUGCCACAAAACAUAUGGCACCAAGCGUGAUCUUCAAGAACAUCAGGUGUUGCAUACAGGCCAGCGUCCCUAUGUCUGUCCAGAUUGUGGAAAAUCAUUUGCCCGUCGACCUUCCCUUCGUAUCCAUCGCAAGACACAUCAAGUUAAACAGCCAAGCUCUACCACAUCUUCUACCUACCAAUGUGUGAUAUGUGGACGGCACCUGGCCAAUCCAGGAUCACUGCGGAACCACAUGCGGCUGCACACAGGGGAACGUCCUUAUACUUGUCCAUUCUGUCCCAAAUCAUUCCGUCAGCAAGGCAAUCUACGUGGGCAUCUUAGGUUACAUACAGGGGAGCGUCCUUUCCAUUGCCAUUUCUGUGGAGAUGCCUUCCCACAGCGUCCUGAGCUGCUCCGUCAUCUGAUUUCCCACACAGACCCACCCAAUGAUUUUGCCUUGGCCACAAGAAUCCAGGAUUUCUUGCACCUGGUAGUACCUGGCUGAAUUUAUCUAAGCUUUGAAAGGUAAGCACGGUCUGGAUCAGAAAUCACCAGGAAAUAUGAGGCACUGCAGACUACACUGGAAAGUAGCAAGCAUCAAAGAAAUAAACCAUUAUGUCAAAUUUGUAACAGAGUAAAUGUUUAUCUCAACUUGCAAGCAAAAAGACACUCUUUUUCUCUUUCUAGAUAUGCCUUCUAAGAUUUUUGUAUAUUCAACAUUCAGCCAAACUUCAAACAUGCCUUCGUUAAAAUGUUCAUCUUAUCAAUAUAUGAACCAAUUUCUACCUGCUGUCAGUCCUUGAAAUUGAUAAACAAGGUCCCACAUUCUUGAAAGCCAGAUUAUUCAACAUAUACAACAAUUAAUAAAAAAGCUACUCAUGGAACUGGUUUCAUUUUAAUACUAAAAUGUCUAUGCUUUGGAAAUAAUGGAAAUGUCUAUGAGUAAAUUCCAUAGUCUUCUCAGAACUAUAUUCAAUUCAUAUUCAGUAAACAGAGAGCAUUACUAUAUACAUAAAAAAUACAUGUUACUAUAUACGAUUAAAAAUACAUGUUCCAACAACAAGGAAAAUAAAAAUCUUAUAUCUAAAAGAACCAAACUUUCUUAUCCAAUUACUGUGGAAACCCAUCCUUUACCUUCUACCAAAUCUAUGAAGUUUUGGAGUUGUUUGCCACAUCCUCAGGUAUCUGACUAACUGUUCCUUUACAGCAACAGCUUCUCUACACAAUGGGAAAUAAAAUGGCAAUCUUUGAGUUUGAUAAUUGUUCUCCUAAAAUGGUAUGGCAACAGGGCGCAAUGCUUCAGUGCUGUAACAAAUGGUAGAUAAUAAGGCAUCUGUGUAACAUUAUCCAGACCAAACCAACAGGCACAUAGAGAUAAACAUGUACAUACCAUUCAAAGGAGACAAUCAAGCCCAAAAGGAAACAAAAGGACUAAAACACCUCCCCACCAGCAAUCAACAGCCCUGUGAGUAGAGGUUAACAGCAAAAUUAAUAUUAGACCAUCAAGGAACAAACAAUAUCCCAAUCUAGAAACUACCAACUCAGACAAACAAGCUAACAAACAAUAACCCAAUCAAGGAAUUACCAAGAACAUUCCCACCAACACUGACAAGGCAAGCCACUAGUAUAUAAAAUGAGAGAAAAUCCAACUCCAUACUGGCACUCAUUAUGUUAUCCAGUUUGAUAAUGAAAUGUCUGCAAGAAAACAACAAAGCUCAGAGAGCACCAAGGAUCCUGAAGUGGUAUUGCAGUUAUUGCAAAUAUGAUAGUUGAAGAGAACUAAGUCCAGGAGGCAGAGUUAAUUAACUUAGAAGAAUGACUAAAUUAAUUGUGGUAAAAUAUAAAAAAAUUGAAUGUAUUAAAUUUGAUCAUGGAAGUUGGGAUAUUAGAGGAGUUGUUGGAAAUGUUAAAAAGUGUACAAGCAACAUUAAAAAAUAACAAAGAGGUAGAAAAAGAACCAGAAAAAACAUUGGCAGUGGAGACAGGAGGGACAAGACAAGCAAUGUAAAUGAACAAGGAAUUAACAAGAUAGAAAUGGAAAAUAAAACUCAAUGGAGUAAAGGCACAAAGAGAGAGGAGAGGAAAAAAGGGAAAUGACGUUUGAAAAAGAAAUUAGCCAAAAAUAAAGAGAGAAAUAAAGGGAGAUGGGAAAGAGAAACUUGGGGGAGAGCUACUCAAAAAAUCUAUUGAAAAGUGAGAAGAAAGAUACAGAAGAAAAGAUACAUGACACAUAAAAAAGAAAA